This is a messenger RNA of Trichosurus vulpecula (common brushtail), 6121 nucleotides long. It is a transcript of the gene POLR3A, whose product is annotated as RNA polymerase III subunit A. The coding region runs from base 166 to 4338 and encodes 1390 amino acids. Gene Ontology annotation, molecular function: DNA-directed RNA polymerase activity; DNA binding. The record is from RefSeq and is a predicted model, not a curated record. Gene Ontology annotation, biological process: DNA-templated transcription. Lineage: Eukaryota; Metazoa; Chordata; Mammalia; Diprotodontia; Phalangeridae. The transcript is spliced from 31 exons.
GUCAGGCCGUCGCUACGGAAGCCGAGUUGGGCCCGCGGCGACGGCGCGAGCGAGGCUGAGCCGGGUGCCCGCGUGCUGCCGACCCGCCCUCUCCCCGCGUCCCCAGCCGCGGCCCCGGCUCCGGCCCCAGAAGUCUCCGGGAGCAGCCGUCCAGCAGCCACAGCCAUGGUGAAGGAGCAGUUCCGCGAGACGGACGUGGCCAAGAAAAUAAGCCAUAUCUGUUUUGGAAUGAAGUCACCUGAAGAAAUGCGCCAGCAGGCUCACAUCCAGGUUGUUAGUAAGAACUUAUAUAGUCAGGACAAUCACCACUCUCCCCUGCUUUAUGGAGUUCUUGAUCAUAGGAUGGGUACAAGUGAGAAGGAUCGUCCUUGUGAAACCUGUGGGAAGAAUUUAGCAGAAUGUUUGGGACAUUAUGGAUACAUUGACUUGGAAUUGCCAUGUUUUCAUGUGGGAUAUUUCAAAGCUGUCAUAGGUGUUCUACAGAUGAUCUGUAAAACUUGCUGCCACAUUAUGCUGUCCCAGGAGGAAAGGAAACAAUUUUUGGAUUACCUAAAAAGGCCUGGUCUCACUUAUCUACAGAAAAGAGGGCUCAAAAAGAAAAUCUCUGACAAAUGCAAGAAAAAAAAUACUUGUCAUCAUUGUGGAGCUUUUAAUGGUACUGUGAAGAAGUGUGGCUUGUUGAAGAUAAUUCACGAGAAGUACAAGACCAAUAAAAAAGUAGUGGAUCCUGUUGUGUCUAAUUUCCUUCAGUCAUUUGAAACUGCCAUUGAAUAUAACAAAGAAGUAGAGCCCCUCCUAGGAAGAGCCCAGGAAAAUUUGAAUCCCUUGGUGGUCCUGAACUUAUUUAAAAGAAUCCCGGCUGAAGAUAUCCCUCUCCUUCUAAUGAACCCAGAAGCAGGGAAGCCCUCCGACUUGAUUCUCACUCGCCUUUUGGUACCUCCUUUGUGUAUCAGGCCCUCUGUUGUGAGCGAUCUGAAGUCUGGCACAAAUGAAGAUGACUUGACCAUGAAACUGACAGAAAUCAUCUUCCUUAAUGAUGUUAUCAAAAAGCAUCGGAUAUCAGGCGCCAAAACACAGAUGAUCAUGGAAGAUUGGGAUUUUCUGCAGCUCCAGUGUGCCCUCUACAUCAACAGCGAACUCUCAGGUAUACCCCUCAAUAUGGCGCCUAAGAAAUGGACCAGAGGUUUUGUUCAGCGGUUGAAAGGAAAACAAGGUCGCUUUAGAGGAAAUCUCUCUGGAAAAAGGGUAGACUUUUCUGGCAGGACGGUCAUCUCACCUGACCCCAAUCUCCGAAUAGAUGAAGUGGCUGUACCAGUUCAUGUGGCCAAAAUAUUAACCUUCCCUGAGAAGGUAAAUAAAGCAAACAUCAAUUUUAUGAGGAAACUCGUUAGAAAUGGUCCUGAAAUUCACCCAGGAGCCAAUUUCAUUCAGCAACGGCACAUGCAAAUGAAAAGGUUUCUGAAGUAUGGAAAUCGGGAGAAGAUGGCCCAAGAACUCAAGUAUGGUGACAUCGUAGAGAGACAUCUCAUAGAUGGUGAUGUGGUGUUAUUCAAUCGACAGCCCUCGCUGCACAAAUUGAGCAUCAUGGCUCACUUAGCAAGAGUAAAACCCCACCGGACCUUCAGAUUUAAUGAAUGUGUAUGUACGCCCUAUAAUGCUGAUUUUGAUGGAGAUGAAAUGAACCUUCAUCUUCCUCAGACUGAAGAAGCUAAGGCAGAGGCUCUUGUUCUGAUGGGGACAAAAGCAAACCUGGUAACGCCAAGAAAUGGGGAACCACUGAUUGCUGCUAUUCAAGAUUUCUUGACAGGUGCCUACCUUCUUACUCUUAAAGAUACUUUCUUUGAUCGAGCUAAAGCUUGUCAGAUCAUUGCUUCCAUUCUAGUUGGCAAGGAUGAGAAAAUUAAAGUUCGCCUUCCACCUCCAACAAUCCUAAAGCCCGUUACCCUGUGGACUGGAAAACAAGUCUUCAGCCUCAUCCUUCAGCCCAGUGAUGAGAAUCCCGUGAGAGCCAAUCUUCGAACGAAGGGCAAGCAGUACUGUGGCCGUGGGGAGGACCUCUGUGUUAAUGACUCCUAUGUGACCAUCCAGAACAGCGAAUUAAUGAGUGGCAGCAUGGACAAAGGAACUUUAGGAUCCGGAUCCAAGAACAACAUCUUUUACAUUUUGUUGAGAGAUUGGGGGCAGAUUGAGGCUGCUGAUGCAAUGUCACGACUCGCCAGGCUGGCACCUGUUUAUCUGUCUAACCGAGGCUUCUCCAUUGGGAUCGGCGAUGUCACGCCAGGCCAGGGACUGCUCAAGGCCAAGUACGAAUUACUGAAUGCCGGCUACAAAAAAUGUGAUGAAUAUAUUGAAGCCUUGAACACAGGCAAACUGCAGCAGCAACCUGGCUGUACCGCGGAGGAGACCUUAGAGGCGUUGAUCCUUAAGGAGCUCUCUGUGAUCCGAGACCACGCUGGCAGUGCUUGCCUCCGAGAGCUGGAUAAGAGCAACAGCCCCCUUAUCAUGGCUCUUUGCGGAUCUAAAGGUUCUUUCAUUAAUAUAUCCCAGAUGAUUGCUUGUGUGGGACAGCAAGCUAUCAGUGGCUCUCGAGUGCCGGAUGGUUUUGAGAACAGAUCCUUACCUCACUUUGAGAAGCAUUCAAAGCUUCCAGCUGCCAAAGGUUUUGUUGCUAAUAGCUUUUAUUCUGGUUUGACACCGACGGAGUUUUUCUUCCAUACAAUGGCUGGCCGGGAAGGACUGGUUGAUACGGCUGUCAAGACAGCUGAGACAGGAUAUAUGCAGAGAAGGCUUGUGAAAUCUCUUGAAGAUCUUUGCUCACAAUAUGACCUUACUGUCCGAAGCUCGACUGGUGAUAUUAUCCAGUUUAUUUAUGGUGGUGAUGGCUUGGAUCCUGCAGCCAUGGAGGGAAAAGAUGAGCCCUUGGAGUUCAAAAGAGUGCUUGAUAACAUCAAAGCAGUCUUCCCAUGCCAGAGUGAGCCAGCCCUCAGUAAAAAUGAGUUGGUGCUUACGACUGAGUCAAUCAUGAAGAGAAAUGAAUUCCUCUGCUGCCAGGACAGCUUUCUUCAGGAAAUAAAAAAAUUUAUCAAGGUUGUUUCUGAGAAGAUCAAGAAAACUAGAGAUAAAUACGGCAUCAACGACAACGGAACGACAGAGCCGCGUGUGCUGUACCAGCUGGAUCGAGUCACUCCCACCCAGAUAGAGAAGUUUCUUGAGACCUGCCGGGACAAGUAUAUGAGGGCACAGAUGGAGCCUGGUUCUGCAGUGGGUGCGCUCUGUGCUCAGAGCAUUGGCGAGCCUGGCACACAGAUGACGCUAAAGACCUUCCACUUUGCAGGUGUUGCUUCCAUGAACAUCACUCUGGGUGUGCCCCGCAUCAAAGAAAUUAUCAAUGCCUCCAAGGCCAUCAGCACUCCGAUUAUCACGGCCCAGCUAGACAAGGAUGAUGACGCCGACUAUGCCCGUCUCGUGAAAGGGCGAAUUGAGAAAACUCUCUUGGGAGAGAUUUCUGAGUACAUCGAAGAGGUCUUUCUCCCUGAUGAUUGUUUUAUUCUCGUCAAGCUCUCAUUGGAACGCAUUAGACUUCUGAGACUAGAGGUGAAUGCUGAAACUGUGCGUUACUCCAUCUGCACCUCAAAGCUUCGAGUAAAGCCUGGAGACGUGGCUGUUCACGGGGAGGCCGUGCUCUGUGUUACCCCACGAGAAAACAGCAAGAGCUCCAUGUACUAUGUGCUGCAGUUUCUCAAAGAAGACCUCCCAAAGGUUGUGGUACAAGGUAUCCCAGAGGUGGCAAGAGCCGUGAUACAUAUUGAUGAGCAGAGUGGAAAGGAGAAGUACAAGCUGCUGGUGGAAGGCGACAACCUCAGGGCUGUCAUGGCGACUCACGGCGUCCAGGGCACCAAGACGACUUCCAAUAACACAUAUGAGGUAGAGAAAACCCUGGGCAUCGAAGCUGCACGGUCCACCAUUAUUAAUGAGAUCCAGUACACCAUGGUCAACCAUGGCAUGAGCAUUGACAGGAGACACGUCAUGCUGCUUUCAGAUCUCAUGACAUACAAGGGUGAAGUUCUGGGCAUUACUAGGUUUGGCCUGGCCAAAAUGAAGGAAAGCGUGCUGAUGCUGGCUUCCUUUGAAAAGACUGCCGACCAUCUCUUUGAUGCGGCCUACUUUGGGCAGAAGGAUUCUGUGUGUGGUGUUUCUGAGUGCAUUAUCAUGGGAAUCCCAAUGAACAUUGGAACCGGUCUCUUCAAGCUGCUACAUAAAGCUGACAGGGACCCACACCCUCCCAAAAGGCCCCUCAUCUUUGAUACAAAUGAAUUUCACAUUCCGCUUGUCACAUAGCACAUGUCGGAGAGUGGAGCAGAGACAGUCCUGAUCCGGAGCUACCUUUCCAUGCCAGUCUAUCUAGAAAGGAGGGGACUUGGGGGCUGUUGCUGUUGUCCUCCCCAGAGCCAAGCGAAGAGCUGCCUGGUGCCGGCAUUCACAGGAUGCAUGCUCCGAGGAGCAGCACCUGAUACACUGGAUUUCGGGAGACCAUCUGGGGGAUGUGAAACAUGCCAACAUUUUCCGGGACUAAUGACCCAGAAAUGUGCUGCUCUGAAGAAUGUCCUAUUUUGAGGCUUCUUUACACGGACAUCUCAACACCUAGCUCCUUCCCAUCCUGAUUCUAGUAGACACUUGUCAUAAAAUCUGUAAAGUCUUGUUUGAGGACUCCUGUUAAACAUGCCGCUAGGGUCUCUUCAUGGCAACCCCUGCCCUAAUGACAUCAGUAGUUUUUUCUUAUCUGCUUUGGUGGCUUAAAGUAUCUUCCUGCUGGUGCCACCGGUAUCAGGUAGCAAUUCAGCCCCUGUAGGAAGGACCCAUCUCCAGCCUUCUGUUUGUCUUUGGAUGCAGGGAUUUCCUGCUGCGAUAUACUUGGGUAAAAAUGAGUACUGUUAUUUAUUUGGUUUAGAGGGUUUGAUGUUUUUGUUUGGUUUUGAGCACAAGGAACUACAACACCAGCAUGGAAGUAGCACUGGAAAAACUGGUUAAAGAGAAGCUGCAGUGGAGGCUUUGUAACAGAGCUUGGGUUCUGUGGAGCCUGUGGUCCCUCUUGGGAACUUCUCGCCACCCGACAGAACCUAGGCCUCUCUUCCCCCCACUCUCACUUUCCUUUGCCUCAGCCACAAGGCAUUUUAAGUGGCAGCAUUCGUGCUCUCCUUGAAGCCUAAUGGCUCUUCAGAUUCUAAGCAAGGUCCUUCCAGAAUUCAGGGCCUGGGAAGAUAGAGACUAGACCUUUUAUUGGGACCUUUUGUGAACCAAGGACAGAGGAAGGUAGAGCACAAUUGGGAAGCAGUCCCACUGCCGGCUUUCCUGCUUUCUGAGCUGUGUUCUAGCUUUCCUUUCACAAGCCAGGAAGGCAAGAGGGAAGACUUUAAUCCAACCAAGAUGAGCCAUUGUAAAGGAAAGGCCUGCAGCUGGCAGUUGGGAAGUUUGUCCCAAAGAUAAUGGUAUGGGGAAGGAGGGAAACUCAGAGAGGAGACAAUGGCUUUUUCUUAGAAAGAAAAUUUCAUUUCUUCUUAUAAAAAUGGCUAGUUUUACCAAGCUUACUAAUAUUCUAGAUUAAAUUAAGUGUUUAAAUAGUGAAGUAUGUGCAUAUGUGUAUUUCUCACCAUGGAGAUAGACAUGUGCAUGUAUGUACACAUAGGCCCAUGAAUGUAUAAACAGUGUUGCUUAGUGGGAACAAGGAAUGUUUGGUGUCAGAAAGACCUGGAUCUAAGUCUUGCCUAUGACAAAGGACGUAUCAUUUAACUUCCCAAUGUCCCCAGGCAACUGGCUAUGAUUGUAAAUUAUGAAAGAAUUGCCAAAUCUGCAUUGGGAGAAGGAGCUGCCAUGUCAGUAGUUCCUCACACUGAUAAAAUCACCAGUCUGCAUGACCAAAAAGCAGUGGUUGGAUGGAUGGAUGUACACACUUACAUACACAUAUGCCUCCUUGUUGGGGGGGGGGUGGAAAGCCUUGGCUUUGGAGUCGAGAUCUGGCUUCAAAUUCUGGCUUUGCCUCCGUAACCUUGAGUGAAUCGCAUCGUUUCUUUCGGCCUUUGUUUCCUCACCUCUAAAAGCAAGGGACUAAACUAGAUAUUUAUUU